UCGAGGGAAGAUGCUUGGCGGGUCCAGCAGCAUCAACUCUAUGAUCUACGUUAGGGGUAAUCCGGAAGACUACGACGGCUGGGCGAGAAUGGGCUUCAAAGGCUGGGACUGGAACACAGUAUUUCACUACUUCCUGAAAAGCGAACACCUCCAGGACGAUGAAAUAAUGAAUGACCCAAUAUACUCCAAAUACCACAACACUCAUGGACCAGUCAAAGUUACAAAACAGCAAAGCAUUGAUCCUAAUGUUUAUGAUACAUGGGACGUCCUACUAGACGCUGUUGAUGAAAUCGGUAUCAAAAGAAUACUCGAUUACAACGGCCCCACUCAGUUUGGAUUCUCCAGAUGUUACUUCACUAAUUCCAAACCACCAGGUGUGAGAUCCAGCACCGCAGAAGCGUACCUAGUACCAGUCAGAAAAAGGAAAAAUCUUUUUAUACUCAAAAAUGCUUACGCUUCGAAAAUAAUUAUCGACGAUCACAAAGUUGCAAGGGGCGUGGAAGUGUUCCAAGACAAUAAGUUUGUUCAAUACUUUGCCAAGAAAGAAGUCAUCGUGUCAGCAGGUUCUUUAGAUAAUCCCAGAUUGCUACUGGCAUCUGGAAUUGGUCCUCGAGAAGAUUUACAACGGUUAAACGUUGAUGAAGUAGCAGAUCUUCCAGUAGGACUGAACCUUGAGGACCACCUCAUCGUGCCUGUCGGGUUCACGGGAGCGCCCACAGUUUACAAGGACCGGAAGAACCCUGGCCCGAAAGUUACACUAGACUAUCAUCCAUACCCAAGACUCAAUGGCUUCUACUCAGUAAAUGACACCACCAAACCUGAUUCGCAGAUAACUCCGUUCUACUUCAACCAGUCAUCUCCAGGAGUCCCCGGGGUCCUCAGAGAUUCCUUCAACUACAACGACGAGGUCGUUGCAUCUCUCGUGAGAGCUAACCUGGACCACGAGAUCUACCUCAUGUGCGUCACGCUACUUCACCCCAAAUCUCGAGGCCGAGUCUUCACCACCGGCGUCGGUAUAAACACGAUUCCAGAAAUUUACCUCGCUUACCUCUCUGAGCCGGAGGAUCUUGUUAUAAUACGAGAAGCUAUCAAAAGGAUCUUGCCUUUAACUGAAACUGAGUAUUUUAAAAAGGCUGGUUCAGAAGUGGUGAGGCUGGACUUGCCGCAGUGCGAGAAGUAUGUGUUCGGUAGCGACGCGUACUGGGAGUGCUACAGCCUGAUGAUGGCUCGCACCAUCUACCACCAGUCGGGCACGUGCGCGAUGGGCCGCGUGGUGGACGAGCGGCUACGAGUGUUCGGCGUCCAUCGCCUGCGCGUGGUGGACGCGAGUGUCAUGCCCGCGUUGCCGAGCGGCAACACCAACGCACCCGUCAUGAUGAUCGGGGAACGGGCAUCGGAUAUGAUUAAAGAGGAUUAUUUGGGUCAUCAUGGAAAGAUGCAUUGGAUUGUUUAAAAUUUUAUUUGUUUUAUAUUUUGAUACAGAAUAUUUAUAGGUAUUUGAAUACUUCG
Molecule: messenger RNA, 1509 nt
Organism: Plutella xylostella (diamondback moth)
Lineage: Eukaryota; Metazoa; Arthropoda; Insecta; Lepidoptera; Plutellidae
Product: ecdysone oxidase
Molecular function (GO): oxidoreductase activity, acting on CH-OH group of donors; flavin adenine dinucleotide binding
Source: RefSeq, a predicted model, not a curated record